AUGGCAGCUCCCGUAAUGAUCAAAGACAGCCCGCUUGCACCGGUGCCGGCGGAGGAUCCCCUGACCAAAGAUCAAUGGCGUACCCUUUUGGCCAUCGCGGACGCGGUUGUGCCCACCGUCGUGGAGAAGCGCAAGGGCAAGGAGUCCUUUAGCGCCGUCGCGCUCGAGUCCAAAGAGUACGCGGCUGUCGUUGCAGAGCUCGAACAGCAUACGCAGGACGCCGAUCUGGCAGUAAAGUAUCUUAAGGAGCGUCCCAGUCAGAAUCCUGUCUUCAAGGAGAGCCUCUGGCGUCUCUUCGGUGAGAAUACGCCGAAAGACCUUGUCAAGUUGAUGGCCCUGGUGCUCAAUUUGCUGAAUUAUCGUGCAUCCUCGCUCCUCCUGACUGGCUAUCCGUCCGCAUUUGCCGAUCAACCAGUUGCCGUACGAGAAGCCAUUCUGCUGUCAUGGUCUCAGGCGUACAUACCAAUCUACCGACAGCUGUACAAGCAACUCACAGCCCUCGUAAAACAAACCUGGAUCAGAACUUCGCCCACCGUAUACUCUGUUCUGAAGUUCCCGAGAGUCCCAGUUCACGGAAAACCGACUCCAGGCUUCGAGUAUGACUUUAUCCAAAUACCACCUGGAAGCGACGCAGAGGUCAUCGAGACUGAUGUCGUCGUGGUUGGAUCUGGAUGUGGCAGUGGCCCGAUUGCGAAGAACCUGGCUGAAGCUGGAAAUCGCGUACUCGUUGUAGACAAGGCCUACCACUGGCCGACCGAUCAUCUUCCCAUGACAGAAGACUCCGGCUGGGGCCACCUCUUCAUGAACGGAGGUGCCCUCUUCACAGAUGACUCGUCUGUCGCAAUUGUCGCCGGGGCUACAUGGGGUGGCGGUGGAACUGUUAAUUGGUCCGCCAGUCUUCAGACGCAAGGCUUUGUCCGUCGCGAGUGGGCCGAGCAAGACGGGCUUCGAUUCUUUACCAGUUCCGAGUUCCAGGACUGCCUCGACACCAUCUGUAAAAGAAUGGGUGUUUCCUCGGCGGCCAUCACGCACAACAAGGCCAACGACAUCCUUCUCGAAGGCUCACGACGCUUAGGCUGGGCCGCAAAGCCUGUCCCACAGAACACAGGCGGCAAACAGCACUACUGCGGCUACUGCACUUUUGGUUGCGCCAGCUGCGAAAAGCAAGGGCCUAUCGUGUCAUGGCUACCCGACGCAGCCCGAGCAGGCGCCAAAUUCAUGGAAGGCUUCGACGUCCAAAAGGUCCUCUUCGAGGAGCGCGGCGGCAGGAAGAUUGCCACCGGAGUCGAGGGCAUCUGGAGCUCUCGCGACGAACAUGGCAGCCCCACAGGCAAACCGCUCACCAGACGCAAGGUCGUCGUCAAGGCGAAGCGCGUCGUCAUCUCCGCAGGAACGAUGCAGUCGCCACUCAUCCUGAUGCGCUCCGGUCUCAAGAACAAGUGGAUCGGACGCAACCUGCGUCUGCACCCCGUCACCUUCGUGGGCGGCGUGUACGAGGAGGAGAUACGCCCUUGGGAAGGCGGCAUUCUCACCGCCGUGGUCAACGAGUUCGAGAACCUCGACGGCAAGGGCCACGGCGCAAAGGUCGAGGCCGCCGUCGGCAUGCCCACCGCACUGCUCUCCUUCUCAACGUGGACCGGCGGCGUGAACUACAAACUCUUCGCCCCGCGCUUGCGGCACAUGGUCGCUCAUUUCUCCAUGGCCCGCGACGAGGGCAGCGGCUACGUGUAUCCAGACCGCGCCGACGGUCGGCCGAGAGUGGUGUUCACGCCCAGCAAGGCGGACCGCAAGCACAUCAUCGAAGGCCUCGUCGCCGCGGCCAAGAUCAACUACAUCAUGGGCGCCAAGGAGCUGUUCACCACCGUGCCAGGCGUGCCCAGCUUCAAGCGUAGCGACGCGAAAGCCUCGUCCGACAACACCAACGACAUGAAUGACCCUGCCUUCAACGCUUGGCUUGAUAUUGUUCGAAAGCGCGGCGUGCCCGAUCCGGACACCGUGUUUGUGAGUGCACACCAGAUGGGCACGUGCAAAAUGUCGAACAGUCCAUCAAAGGGCGUGGUCGAUCCUAAGGGACGAGUCUGGGAGGUUGACGAGGGGCUGUAUGUGGCAGAUGCCAGUGUGUUCCCAAGUGCUAGUGGCGUCAACCCCAUGGUCACCAACAUGGGCAUCAGCGAGUGGAUCUCUAGGAAUUUAGUGAAGGGUCUUAAGGCAAACGACUCUGUCCAAGCUGUUCUGUAG
Molecule: messenger RNA, 2238 nt
Organism: Verruconis gallopava
Lineage: Eukaryota; Fungi; Ascomycota; Dothideomycetes; Venturiales; Sympoventuriaceae
Exons: 2
Coding region: 1-2238 (745 amino acids)
Molecular function (GO): flavin adenine dinucleotide binding; long-chain-alcohol oxidase activity
Source: RefSeq, a predicted model, not a curated record